AUGCCAAAGAUUGACCAGCUGGUAAGUGCCACCUACGGACACCCAAGGAUGAGUUUUCUAGACGCUUUUCAGGGUUAUCAUCAAAUUGCUCUGGCUACCGAGGAUCAGGAGAAGACGGCGUUCAUUUCCCCUAAUGCUAACUAUCAUUAUAUCGUGAUGCCAUUUGGGUUAAAGAAUGCCGGGGCCACAUAUCAACGGAUGAUGACGAGAAUGUUCAGAGAUAAGAUUAGGCGCACAUUUGAGGUAUACAUUGAUGAUAUGGUAGUAAAAAGCAAAUGGGACAUAAAGCAUAUUGACGAUCUCAAAGAGGUGUUCGAAGUAUUUCAACGGCAUAAGCUGCACCUCAAUGACAACAAGUGUGCUUUUGGAGUGGGGGCUGGCAAGUUCCUAGGGUAUUUGAUCACUAACCGAGGAAUAGAAGUUAACCCCGAUCAGAUUGAAGCAAUAAAACACCUUAAACCGCCGAGCAAUCCAAAAGAAGUUCAAAUACUGACCGGUAUGUUAGCUGCCUUUAACCGGUUUAUUUCCAAAUUUGCCAAUUGGUGCCGUCCAUUUUAUCAGCUUCUAAAAAAAUGGAAAGGAUUCCAAUGGAACGAAGAGUGUGAAAAGACUUUUCAGGGUUUGAAGGAAUAUUUAAUGCGGGCCCCUAUGCUAACAGCCCCGGAGCCUGGAAAAGACUUAUACAUGUAUCUUUCGAUAUCUGAACAUGCUUCGUUAUUGAAGAGAUCUGAUUUCACGGGAAGACUAGCUAAGUGGGGAACUCGGCUGGGCUCUUUUGACAUUAGGUACAGGCCUAAAAACUUGGUGAAGGGUCAAGUUCUUGCCGAUUUUGUUGCAGAGUUUUCCCCGAGAGGGGGGAUUAAGAUAAUUUGCCCUGUAGAGGUAAUCCCGUGGAAGGUAUUUGUGGACGGUGCGUCCAGUGCAUUAGGAGCCAAGGCUGGAAUCGUAGUCAUCACCUCAAAAGGAAUAAAAUGGGAGCAUUCCUUUAGGUUAGGCUUUAAAGCUUCUAAUAAUGAAGCCGAGAAUGAGGCCCUGCUUGUUGGAUUGAGAGUUGCUUCAGAUCUAGGUGCUAAGGAAGUAGAGGUCUACUUGGACUCUCGACUGGUGGUCAAUCAGGUGCAGGGAAGCUUUGAGGCCAAGGAUCCCUGGAUGAUGGAGUACUUACAGUUGGUGAAACAAACUAUGGACCGCUUUCUGAGUGUAAGAGUGACUCAGGUGGCCAGGGGACAGAACCGGCAUGCUAACUCCUUGGCCACAUUGACGUCAUCAUCAACUGAGAAUAUUCCUCGAUUAAUCAAAGUGGAGUUGGUAGUAAAGCCAAGUAUCAAUGCAGGUGUAGGUGUUUCACUAGUAACAACAGCUGAACCAUGUUGGAUGGAUCUGAUCAUUGACUUUUUAGCUGAGGAUCUAGUGCAGGCUAACGAGAAGGAGGUAGAAAAAGUACGCUGGGCAACUGCUCAGUAUUGGUUAUCAGCUGAUCGUAAGCUAUACCGAAGGUCUUUUGAAGGGCCUUACCUACAAUGUUUGCACCUCAGCAAGAUUGAAGAACUUCUGACCGAGCUACAUUAG
This is a messenger RNA of Quercus robur (English oak), 1569 nucleotides long. RefSeq lists its product as uncharacterized. Gene Ontology annotation, molecular function: nucleic acid binding; RNA-DNA hybrid ribonuclease activity. The record is from RefSeq and is a predicted model, not a curated record. The transcript is spliced from 2 exons. Lineage: Eukaryota; Viridiplantae; Streptophyta; Magnoliopsida; Fagales; Fagaceae. Bases 1 to 1569 code for a protein of 522 amino acids.